CUGGACUAGGUGCACCGCGGGUACGCGGAUAUUAAUGAUCAAAAAGGGGAAGGCAACCGCAACGACGCGCGUGGACCCUGAUCUGUGAUUAAACAGCAUCGGCAACGGCUUCAUCUUGAUGCGUAGCAAGCAGUAGAACGUCUGGUUGCACUGCGCUCGCUUGCCCCGGCUGCUCUUCACGACGCACAACGUCUUCAAAGAAUCCCGACCUUCGAGACGGGCCACGGGAUCACUCAUCUCCAAGUUACCCCAACGACAAGGCCAUCAAGAGCCAUGAGAAACCAUGGUGCAAGGACUUGAUCUUUGGCCACUGGGCCUUGCAGUCGUUAUCAUCGGCGCGCUUUGGGUCUAUGGAGUCAACAGGACCAUGCGAACGGUGCCACCCACAGCUCUGAAACUGUCACCCAAUUCCAACCGCUGGAGCAAGGAAUAUAUACGGGAGACAUAUGAACGGGUCAAAAAGAACCCCGUCGAUAUCAAGAAACAUCUCCCACCCAAGUUGGACAGACGGUACAUCGUGGUGGGCGGUUCCGGUCUUGUAGGAGGUGACAUUGUCUCACACUUGAUCGCUCGUGGACAGUCCGCGGAGAGUGUCCGGAUCGUUGACUUUGCUCCUCUUCGUCGUCCCCAAAUGCUUGGUGUGGCCAGCAAGGUUGAGGUCAUCAAGACUGACAUCACCUCCCCCGACUCGGUGAAAGCGGCCUUCUCCAAGCCAUGGCCUGCGUCUGUUGCAAGUCUUCCCCUGACCGUGUACCACACUGCCGCCGUGAUCCGUCCUGGCGAACGGAGCAUCAAGACUUAUGACCGUGUCGCUCGCGUAAACGUCGGUGGUGCCUCCAACGUCCUGGCUGCUGCCAAGGAGGCCGGUGCUGACAUUUUCAUUGCCACGUCCUCAUCCUCCGUUGCCCUCAAGCCUAUGAAGUUUUGGAAAUGGCCUCUUUCCAGCUUGGCAAGUAACUAUGUUCAAGUGUUCAACGAGGAUGACUUCGAUCAGCCGUUGAAGGCUCACGAUGACUUCUUUGGCAACUACGCUCGCGCCAAAGCCGAAGCUGAACGUCUGGUCUGCGCCGCCAACCAAGAAGGCUUCCGUACCGGCGUUGUCCGUCCCGGCAAUGGCAUCUUUGGAGAUGUAGAGCACGACGUAACCUUUAGUCCUGCUCUCAAAGCCGGUAGCAUUGUCUCCUGGACGCCGCACGUCAUCCAAAAUUGGAUCUCCUCCCGCAACGUCUCCAUCGCCCAUCUCCUCUUCGAAGCCGCACUUAACCCCGCCGUCCGCCCCGUCCCUCCCGCCUGCGCCGGCCGUCCCCUCCUCGUCACCGACCCCGGCCCGCCCAUCGCCUUCCAAGACUUCUACACCUUGAGUAGCUUGCUCUCCAUCACCCCCAUCACCGAGACCUACUGGGCUGACUUGAUCAUCAACUUCCCUGUCCUGACCAAGCUGUUUGGGUGGAAGGAGCCCGCGGGGGAUCUGGCCAUGCUACAGCCGGCGGUGUUCACUGUGUCGGCGUACACGAUUUGCGAUGAUUCCAGGGCGAGGAAGAGUGUGGAGGAGGGAGGAAUUGGGUACAAGGGCGUUACGGAUACGUUAUAUGGGUUUUGUGAGCAGAUGGCUGUGUGGAAUGGAAGGGUUGAGAGGGGGGAGGCCGGGCCGUUAAAGGGUAUGAAGAUCGGUAAACCUGUCGUUGCAUGAACGGCUUUUGGCUGCCACUGGAGAGUUGCAGACGAGAAAGAGAACUCAUGAAUUAGCGAGAAGGAAGGGAUAUAGGCGAGAGAUUGCCUGUAAAUGAAGAGGGACGAAUGGCAGCCUGUUGGAUAAAUUUCAAUGAUGGUCACACCAUAUGUAGCAUGAUGGUCCGAUCAAAUUGGAGAUCAGCGAUGAAGCCCCGAGACUUUCGGUCUCGAGGCAGAACAUAUGUACCUUUGCUAGCGUAGUUCUGGGGCUGGCUGUCUUAUGUUAGCCCUUUCCUCGGUUUAAUCUUGUCGAAAAUGCAGUGUAGUGA
Messenger RNA from Neurospora crassa OR74A, 2000 nucleotides. RefSeq lists its product as hypothetical. The record is from RefSeq and is a predicted model, not a curated record. Lineage: Eukaryota; Fungi; Ascomycota; Sordariomycetes; Sordariales; Sordariaceae. Gene Ontology annotation, biological process: ergosterol biosynthetic process. Gene Ontology annotation, cellular component: endoplasmic reticulum. The coding region runs from base 284 to 1690 and encodes 468 amino acids. The transcript is spliced from 4 exons. Gene Ontology annotation, molecular function: 3-beta-hydroxysteroid dehydrogenase [NAD(P)+]/C4-decarboxylase activity; 3-beta-hydroxy-Delta5-steroid dehydrogenase (NAD+) activity.